UCGCGAUUGUAAAAUAACUCUAAUCAGCAUUCGAUAUGUAUAUUACAAUAGCAGCAAGCACGUCCAAAAAAAUUUACUGCAAGUGAAGUCGAGGGUAAAAACCCGUUUCCAAUGAAUUCAUCGGCCAUCAUGUACAUUUUCUGUGUGGGAAUAUGUUUUCCAAUAUUUUUAUGGAACAUUGCUGACAGUGCUCAUAAAAACGUCGCCAAAGUGCACAUUAAGCGUACUCCCAUGGUGGUUAAAAUGAACAAACCGUCAAAAUCCACUUCUAAUAUGAAAGCUAAUUUCAACUUAAGGAUUGCCCAACUUAGAAGAAGCAGAAUUGUUAAGUGUUGCGAGAAAAGGAAGUGCUCGCUGGGAUUUUACCACAAUAAGAAGAAAAAUAAUACAUUAGCGCGAGUAGCCAAAAUCAUAAGAAAUGAACUGAAUGGACCAUCCAAUCGAUUGGUGGUAAUUGGAAAAAAGAAAUACAAGUUCCCUCCAGAAAAGGCAACUUUUGAGGAGGCAAAAAAGUUUUGCGAAGACCAAGGAUUAGAUUUGACGUCACCAGCCAGCACAAAAGAAUCCAAAUCAAUAGACGAAUAUCUCAACUAUAUCGGUUUAGGAUCUGAGCCUUUGUUCACCGCUUUUCCGACGGACGAUUCUCUCAGCGGGGCUAAAUGGGGCUCUGACAAACCCCCAGGAGGGCCUGGCGAAUGCCUGACCCAGUACAAGGGAUCUUUGUACAACGCGUCCUGCGAUCAACAAUCGCACUUCUCCUGCCAGGAAAAGCCCUUGCCAGAAGGCGUGACGCAAUCCUAUGAUAUGCUCGCCUCCAUUGGAGAUGCGGUUCUGAAUUUCGUUGGUGGCAAAAACAUAAUUGCCCCCUCGGAAAGGGCGAGUGUGCCCGAGGCCACUGGCAUGUGCAAGGAAAAGGGCAUGGACCUGAUGAGUCUCGAUUCGCUGACCCAGCUGAGCUCUGUGCAUGAUUUCCUCGGAGGAAUCGGGCUCUCGUCAAGCACUUUGCUGACUUCGAUGAAGAAAGUUGACGACUCGGGCUCGUCCAACUGGCUCGGCGACUUGGCCUCGGCUUUGCUGCCGCCGCCGAAGAACCCCGCGGACCAGGGCGACUGCAUGGGAAUCAGUUCUCUGGGCAUUUUGGGCGUCAGCUGCGACAUGGUUUCCAAUUUCGUGUGUCAAGCGCCGCCGCCCAAGCUCAUCGGCGACAACGGCAACGAGCUGCCCUUCAGCAUGGAUUUGCUAAACAUGGCCAAUUCGCUGGGAAUUGAAUCGUUGCUGGAGCCAUCAGCAGUUCCAGAAUCGAAAACAACACCAGCAAAAGCAUCAACGCAGAUGCGUCCUAUAAAAACGACGGCGCUUCCAAGGGCGAUAGCAUUAAUUACAACAAAGUCAUCACAGACCACAACAGAAGUGUUGACGACAAUUGCAGAUUAUGGGACGGUGGCUGAGGAGACAUUAAUCGUGAACGUGCCGGAGAUAGUUACAACAUCUCCAUUUACUGAAAAAUUAGCGGAGACUCAGACCGAAGCGCCAUCGACAAGAGAGGAAACAACAAGCACUGUGGCUGAAACGACACUUCCAACAACAACUGCUGCUGUGACAACUGCAAUUCCAAUCACAACAACUUUGGCACAGACACAAAUUGCUACAACAUAUCCUACAACGCCACUUCCAACCACAACUGCCACAACCACAACACCAGCCCCAAUUGCGUUUGAAGUUUCCGACAUGGGAAGAACUUAUUUUAGCCCAAAUUUAUCGCUUCCCGUCGCAAACGCGAGUGAUUGGUGUGGCAAAAAUUCGGCAAGAUUGGUUCUACUUGAGAACAAAAGGGAGUACGACGUCCUCUACAACUUCACUGGCCCAAAUUAUCAGCAUGCGAACCUUAGUUAUUAUACGGGGAUGAAUCAAAUCGGGAGAAAUUGGAGCUCUUUCUAUUGCGAUAGUUACGCAUCCACCGCAUUUAACUCAAUAAACGCAAGUCAGUGCCUUGUAAUUGCAAAUAGGACAUACAGAAGCGACUCUUGCAACGAAAGUCGCGCAUUCAUUUGCGAGUCAAACAAACCCAAUGGAAAUAAAGUCGGAGUGCACAACGUUUCAUUGUUCAAAUCGUACGAAGCACAACUGUUCGUUGACUACACUUUCUACGAGGCUCGGACUUAUUGCAAAGACAGGGGGUUGGAACUGGCAAAAAUCGACAGUCGUUUCGAGCUCUUGGGUGAACUGAAAUACAUGAUUUAUUCGCUGGGAAUAAAAAACAUGCGACUGCGUGUUUGGAUGGAUAUGGUGAACGGGUCAUUUCCCAAAAAUUCCACAGACCUCCUAUACGUAAACUGGGCCCCGGGCUUUCCGGACGCCUUCACCUGCAAUGCUUAUUUCAACUACACGCUGACGACGCAUGCCUGCUUGUCAACGUUGUACCCAAUAUGUGAAAAUACCACUCAAUCCUCCAAGAUCGCCAAUGACGUCAAAAUGAAUUUUGGGGAAACAGCCUACCUCGUCAGCGGUCCAAUAAUCAAUUCGUUUGAUGCGGAUAUUUACUGCACGGCAAUGAAUAUGAAAGUGGUUGCAGUGGAAACUAAGUUGGAGCAUCAAACUAUCGUGGGGCGUCUCAAUUUAAACAACCUUACUACAACUUAUGUAGCGGUUGAUCUAUUAAAAAUAAAUGCAACCUAUUAUGUGUGGGGAAACAACGGAACUUUCAACCCCAACGCGGUGGGCUGGGGUACCUCCAGACCAAACGGAAACGGUGAUUGCGGCGCUUACUUCAACGGGUCCCUAGUGCUGGUUGAUUGUUACGUUCCCAAACGGAUAUUCUGUCAGGAAGACAAGGAAUAUGGAAAUCCGAUAAUCUUCCAAGACCCAAAAAACGAGGCUCACAAAUACCGAUUAUACCCAAAAUCCUUUGCUCCCCAGAACAGCUUGAACACUUCUUGCAAUUAUUAUGGCCAACGUGCGGUUACGCUGGACUCGCCGUUUGAGCUGAAAAAUUCCAUUAUGCCAUUCCUCUCAUCAAAGAAUAUGCCCAACGUUGCAUGUUAUAUUUCAAGCGAGUUAACAGGAAGCUCGGCUGCUUCUUGGAAAAACUCGGCCAACCAGAAAUGGCUGCUCUACGAAAACUUCAACGUUGCGCUUUAUCCAAAGGAUUUCUGUUUGGUCGCCUCAGAAAAAGGCACCAAAAUUUUUGCACAAAAUUGUUCAAUGGUGCUGCCUAUUCUGUGUGAAGAUUUCUUCGACCCGCCUGUCACAAAUGUCACCAGCAAAGAUAAGACGAGACCGGACUAUGCAUUGUUUGAUUUUAUGACGUACAACACGUCAACGUAUUUCAUUUAUAAAGAAAAGGGGAAACUUUAUCCUGAGGCGCGAGGCUUGUGUCAAAGUUUCCAUUCCGACCUGGCAAUCAUAGAAUCAAAAGAGGAGAGCGACUUUCUCAUUCAACUCUUGGGAAUAUUUAACAAAUCGUCGGCGUACGUUUUCAUUGGCCUGGACAAGAUCGACAGACCCAGCUUUUCACACUGGAUCAACAAUGUCAGCUUGACCUACUCAAAUUGGUACACGUCCAGCACACCCAACAGCAAGGACAGAAACUGCACAGCUUUAUUAGCAAAUUCUUGGCUGGACAUUGAGUGUCAAAACGGCGGACUCCAUUUCAUUUGCGAAACCAACAGCACAGGCGGAUACCAAGAAAUUACGGAUAUAAUUUCCAAUAGCUCAUGGUUGGGAUGAAAUUGAAUUAUAAUUUUCUUGGUAAUAAGCUU
Messenger RNA from Neocloeon triangulifer, 3758 nucleotides. RefSeq lists its product as uncharacterized. Lineage: Eukaryota; Metazoa; Arthropoda; Insecta; Ephemeroptera; Baetidae. The coding region runs from base 112 to 3726 and encodes 1204 amino acids. The record is from RefSeq and is a predicted model, not a curated record. Gene Ontology annotation, cellular component: external side of plasma membrane. Gene Ontology annotation, biological process: biological process involved in interspecies interaction between organisms. Gene Ontology annotation, molecular function: carbohydrate binding. The transcript is spliced from 36 exons.